Molecule: messenger RNA, 1338 nt
Organism: Knipowitschia caucasica
Lineage: Eukaryota; Metazoa; Chordata; Actinopteri; Gobiiformes; Gobiidae
Source: the annotation of a GenBank genome assembly
AUGGAGGAGUUGGCCCGGGAGAGCAUCAGCCUGCUGGCCUCCGCCUCCCACAAGUCCCCGCUGCAGUGCGGGCCCCGGCUGGGCUCCACGGGGGCCGUGUUCAUCAUGCUGAAGUCUGCGCUGGGAGCAGGCCUGCUCAACUUCCCCUGGGCUUUUGACAAGGCUGGAGGCGUCCACAACGCGGUCACCGUGGAGCUGAUGUCGCUGGUGUUCCUGGUCAGUGGGCUGAUCAUCCUGGGAUACUCCUCGUCUGUGACUGGGGGCUGCUCGUAUCAGGCGGUGGUCCGAGAGCUGUGCGGAACCUCCAUCGGGCAGCUGUGUGAGCUCUGUUAUGUCUUCAACCUCUUCAUGAUCGCCGUGGCCUUCCUCGUCAUCGUCAACGACCAGAUCGACAAACUGCGUGGCUCCCUGUAUGAGGUGCUGACCGGGCUGCCCGGCUCAGAGAUGCCCUAUCGCUGGUACACUGACCGCCACUUGGCCCUGGUGCUGCUCUGUCUGUGCCUGGUCCUGCCCAUGUCCAUCCCCAAAGAGAUCCGGGUGCAGAAGUACAUCAGUGUUUUAGGCACUUUUGCGGCUGUCUACCUGACCAUCGCCAUCAUCAUCAAAUACUACACCAUGCCUUCUGUCCUGCCGCGCUCCACCGCUCUGAUCAGCACUGGAACUGGAUCAUGGGCGUCCAUGUUUGGUGCCGUCCCAACCAUCUGCUUUGGUUUCCAGUGUCAUGAGGCGUCCAUCGCCAUUUACAGCAGCAUGGAGAACCAGAAGCUCUCCCACUGGGUGCUUAUCUCGGUGCUGUCCAUGGUCAUCUGCCUCGUUAUUUAUUCACUGACCGGGGUUUAUGGGUACCUGACCUUUGGAGAAGAAGUGAAGGCAGACAUCCUCAUGUCGUACGCUGGACACGAUGUACUGAUGGUGGUGGCUCGGCUGUUGUUUGGAGUGUCCAUCAUCACUGUGUACCCCAUCAUUGUGCUGCUCAGCAGGUCAGUGAUCCAGGAGCCGCUGAUGCGCUGGCGCCGGAGCCGCACUGGGACGGUGAGCGAGGCCUUCGAGCGCAGCAGCCGUGUCCUGCUGAGCUCCCUGUGGAUUAUAGUCACCCUCCUCAUCGCAAUGUAUGUACCCGACAUCAGCAAAGUCAUCAGUGUGAUUGGAGGCAUCAGCGCCUUCUUCAUCUUCAUCUUCCCAGGUCUGUGCCUGAUGUUUGCCAUGCAGUCUGAGCCCGUCUCCUUUAAGACCAGAGUGGUCCUGACGGCGUGGGGGGCUCUGACCCUGGUCUGCGGCGCUUUCAUCUUUGGCCAAAGCACCACCAUCGCCGUCAUGCAGCUGCUGCAUAAGAUCUGA